AUGAUUCUCGGCCCAGUUUCCUACCUCGACUGCCUGGUCUUCGUCAUCUUCCUAGCACCACAGCUCCUCCUUGACGUCGGCAUUCUGCAGACCCUGAGGGUCAUACUAGAAGUACUGCCAUUCCUAGUCAUCCAACUACCCAUCACCUUUAUUAUAGGACACUACCUACUCCCCACCCCACAGCAGCCUGCUUUUGUGCGCCAGGCUUCUGCCUUUGAGGAUUUUGUCGUGAGGUGUGUGAGGUAUGCAUUUGCCAACAUCAACCCCAAGGUCGGACGGGUGUUUUUCGGGAAGAAGGUUGCGCUGCCUUGGUUGCGCUGGCGGUUAUUGCGCCAUGGGUACCUGAGGUCGCCGGUGCACUGGCGAGAGUAUCAAGAUAGAAAGAUCAAGGGCAUCUGGGCUGUUGCCGACCCGGCCAAAAAGGCCGAUAUUGUCCUCUACUACGCCCACGGUGGCGGCUUCAGCAUGGGCUCUGCUUACUUCUACCUCGAGUUUCUUCUGAGCUGGCUCAGCCUCAUGAGGGACUCUGGGUACAGAAACCCUGCCGUUUUUGGGAUCGACUAUACCCUCGUGCCGGAUUCGUGUUUCCCGACGCAGCUGGACGAGAUCGUCACAGGAUACGAACAUGUCCUCAGCUUUGCCGGCGAUCCAUCUCGGGUCUGUGUUGCGGGCGACUCGGCCGGAGGGACGUUGAUACUCAGCCUGUUAUUGCAUCUCGCGAACCCAAAGCUGGUCGAAAAGGGGAGGCCGCUGCCUGGAGCCUCCAGGCAUCUCGAGAAGCCCGGUAUGGCCGCGCUCAUCUCGCCGUGGCCGACGCUUCACUCUCCUCUCUAUCAAAACAACAGCAGUGACUUCCUUGAUGCAGACGCGUUGCAGCUGUACGCAUCCCAGUACGCAGGUGGUCCCGAGUUAAUCGCUGACCCGUUGGCGUCGCCCGGCAACUGCAAGGAUGUGAGAUGGUGGAAGGACGCGAGCCCCUCGAGAGGCACCUUGAUCGUGUACGGAAAGGAAGAGGUGUUCGCCCCAGAGAUAGAGAAGCUGGUCCAGGUACUGCAGAAGGCUGGUACAGAUGUGUCGGUCCAGGCGCAAGAAGCCGGUAUUCACGCCUGGCCUGUGGCCUCGCUGUUCCUGGGCGACUCGACAGAGCAGAGGCUGAAAGGUCUGAGGAGCAUUGUCGGUGAGAUGAAGAGGCUCAUCAGGCCCGGGAGUCCAUAG
Cryphonectria parasitica EP155 is the source of this 1215-nucleotide messenger RNA. RefSeq names its product alpha/beta-hydrolase. Gene Ontology annotation, molecular function: hydrolase activity. The record is from RefSeq and is a predicted model, not a curated record. Bases 1 to 1215 code for a protein of 404 amino acids. Lineage: Eukaryota; Fungi; Ascomycota; Sordariomycetes; Diaporthales; Cryphonectriaceae. The transcript is spliced from 4 exons.